Entamoeba invadens IP1 is the source of this 771-nucleotide messenger RNA. RefSeq lists its product as hypothetical. The transcript has a single exon. Bases 1 to 771 code for a protein of 256 amino acids. The record is from RefSeq and is a predicted model, not a curated record. NCBI's taxonomy places the organism in Eukaryota, Evosea, Mastigamoebida, Endamoebidae.
AUGUUCAAGAAGUUCACCAACUUAGUCAAGAAAGACAAAGACGAAUUGUCCGAGCAAAUAGAGCACGACAAGAAAGAGCUUGAUGAUCUUGAGAAGAAGAUUAAGAAGUUCCAAAGUUCAGCCGAGAAGUUAGGUGACCAAUUCAAGACUCAAUUUGAUGACCACAAGAAGUGCAUGAAGAUCGGUGCUGAUUGUGUAAAUACCUCACCCAAUCCCUUUGAACAGUCAGUUGCUAUUAUUGAAGAGGCUUCGAAUCUGUACACUGAAUAUCAAGAAAAGCUUGAGAGUAAAGCAUUCAAGCCACUUAAAAACUUCAUGGAGUCGAUCACCACAUUACAAAAAAGAGUCAAAAUCCUUGAUGACAGAAAGAAGGCAUUAGACAAAGCCGAAGAGAAGUAUCACGACAUGUUAAAGAAGCCCGAGUCAAAACAACUUGGACUUAGUGACUUAAAAACAAACUAUCAGAAUUCCCUCGACUCAUGGACUUACUUAAGAGACGAAAUGAGUGUCGACAUCAGAAAGUUGGUUGACGACAUUAAUGGCAACUUCGCACAGAUCUGUGGUGUCUUCAUGAAGAUAUAUGCCGACUACAUGAGAAAGGCGGAUGAUGUCUGGAAGAAGUUGUAUGACUUUGCUGACGAUUUGAAGGUGGGCGACCUCGACAAACAACUGAACUUCACUCCAACAGAUCAUUCGAUGGUUGGCGAACCAAAUGUUCAGGCAAGACGUGAAAAGGAAAUUUCACAGGGAACUUACAAAAAGAUCGAAUAA